This is a messenger RNA of Micropterus dolomieu (smallmouth bass), 4955 nucleotides long. RefSeq names its product ring finger protein 165b (gene ark2cb). Gene Ontology annotation, molecular function: ubiquitin protein ligase activity; zinc ion binding. The transcript is spliced from 8 exons. The record is from RefSeq and is a predicted model, not a curated record. Bases 384 to 1457 code for a protein of 357 amino acids. Lineage: Eukaryota; Metazoa; Chordata; Actinopteri; Centrarchiformes; Centrarchidae.
UAUUAGUGCAACAUAGAGUACCUCUUUAGGUGUGGAAAAAUCAAAAGUUCACGACUAACGUUUAUUAUGUUUUAGUUUACUGUGUAACGUUAUAGUUUCUCCCUAAAUUAUACUUAAAGGGCUGGAUAAAUUAUCCUAGACAUACCUCAAUUUCCAGCUUUGGUAUGUAAGUUAGCGCCGCAACAUCGCCCUCUUUUGCCCCGGACAUAAAAUGACAUGUCUGCUUUUGUCAACGACAACCAGGAGAGUCAGACAGUCGUUUGGUUUGCCUGUGGUGCUAAGCCAGCCAGCAACAACCAGCCGCCUGAAUGUAGAUCCGCAUGGGCUACUACUACUCUAUCUCUCCAAAUAACCCGGCGGAAUCAUAAGAUAAGGAUCCCAGGAUGGUCUUAGUGCAUGUCGGAUAUCUGGUUCUUCCUGUAUUCGGCUCAGUAAGAAACAGAGGAUCCCAUUUCAACCGGCAACAGCAACAGCAGCAGCAGCACAGCCAUGCUACCUCUUGCCGGCACUUCCAGUUAGGUCCUCAGGCCCCGCUGCCCAUGGACUUCCCCAUGCCCCACCCAGGGCAGCCACAGUCAGGCAUUAACCCCCACCUGGCCCCUCCCGGCCACCAACAUGGCCCUCCGCUCCACCCGCCCCUCAACCCCCUGCCAGCUCCCCAGUUCCAGGACAUCCCUGCCCCUCCCUUCCUACCUCAGGCAUUACACCAGCAAUACCUCCUCCAGCAGCAGAUCCUCGAGGCCCAGCACCGACACAUCCUGCCACCCUCCAGCAGACGCACCCCAGAGAGAGUUCCUCACCAGCCCCACAGACUUCGACCUGGCUAUGAGUUUGCGCCCCCUCUUCAUGUCUCUCCUCAGCCGGUGGUGCAGCAGCCGCGCUACCUGGCCGAGGGCACAGACUGGGAUCUAAGUGUAGAUGCUGGACUGCCCCCCCACCAGUAUCACAUCCAUCCGCUGCCGCAGCACUAUCAGCACUACUUGACCUCUCCUAGGAUGCACCACUUCCCUAGAAACAAUGCCUCAACACAAGUGGUUGUCCACGAGAUCAGAAACUACCCAUAUCCCCAGCUGCACUUGCUGGCUCUGCAGAGUCUCAACCCCUCCCGCCACGCGUCUGCUGUUAGAGAGAGCUAUGAGGAGCUUCUGCAGCUGGAGGACAGACUGGGCAGUGUAAACCGUGGAGCGGUCCAAACCACCAUAGAGAGAUUCACCUUCCCCCAUAAGUACAAAAAGAGAAUACCCCAGGACCUGAAGAUGUGUCUGGAUGAUGAGGAGCUGGACACCGAUGAGAAGUGCACUAUCUGUCUGUCAAUGCUGGAGGAUGGAGAGGAUGUCAGGAGAUUACCCUGCAUGCACCUCUUCCAUCAGGCGUGUGUGGACCAGUGGCUGGCCACCAGCAGGAAGUGCCCCAUCUGCAGAGUGGACAUUGAGACCCAACUGACCCCCGACAGUUGAUAGCUCCUGUCGACUCCUGCAGCUUUGGAUCUGGUCUGUGUUAAUUCUCCAUUGCCUCCCUCCGGGGGAAGCUCUGCCAAACACCCCUCUUCCCCUCUGCAUCACUCAACGAGCCUGCCUUCUGAGACAGCUGUGACAGAGGGAUCAACAAAGCACACUCACCUACAACACAACGAGGGAUGGGGGUUGAUGCAUAGAUAGGUGGCUGGACUGAAGGUUGGUUGAAUGGACUUGCUGGAUGUAAAGGGUAGGCGCGUACACGUAUGGACAGAUGUGCUGAGGCUUCACACGAUUCUGUCAGAUUGUGUAUGUACCCUCAGCUCAGUGUGGUGUACUAAGGCCAUGUCUCUGCCACUACAUCUAAACCCUCUCCCCCAGGCCUAUGAAAAAUCCUUUAAGCUGCACUCUGCCCAAGCCCUCAGCACAUCUGUACAGAACAUUAUCAAAUGAUUAGCAUGAGGUUGUUUGGUGUGAACUCUUGUAGCUGAACGCUUGUGGUGUAAUGGAGUAUAGUACUGAAAAAGUAUUUACAGAGUAACAGUGUUGUGUAGCAAGCAAAAACCUUUUGAGAAAUGUGUGUGAAAAAUAAAACCUACAGAGAGGGUGACUACAGCUCUAACAAGGAGAAUAUUCAGUGUGUUAAAUCAUAGACAAUGAGGAAAGAGCUAGUUGUGUAAAAAGGCCAAAAAUCCCUCUUUCUUGUCUAACAUGGUUUUUGGAUUUACAGUUGGUAGAUGCCAUCAGAGUUGAUGCUAAACCCGCUAACUGCAGGCAUGGCUUCCAGUGAUCUGUGUAGUGUCGUAGUCGGGCCUCUAUAAUCUAGAGCAGAGGCCUGAGAUAUGCAUGCUGUAUGGCAGGCUUGGGCUGUGUCGUUAAUAUUGUGGAGCAGUAGAAACAGGGACUGUGUCUGUGCAUGUGAACCGUAUACUAUGACGAUCUCACUCAUUCAUAGAGGAGGACGAGAAUGCACCUAAUAUACCCACCCCACCCCACAACCCCCACUCAUCCCCCAACCCCCACUCAUCCUGAGUAGACGAAAGUUGACCUUAGACACUGAUCUCAGACCAAUGUAGCGUUUCUGUCCUGAUGUUCGAGGUUAGGAUUCAAAGAGCUGCUAGUAGAUCCGUGUCUAACUGCAACUUCGCUCUAUUGCCUCACUCAUGGCAUGAUCAUGACAUGAGAGGCCGGCAUGGGCUUGAGGAUGCGGUGCGGGAUAUUUGUAUUACCUAUUACCAGAACCUUAUUGCCUAUCGGAACAAGCACAUGUGAUUUCUAUAUACAGUGAAUCGCCUCUGUUGUGUAUCGGCUCCUUUUCAUUUCAAUCUAAGUUGCUCCUACUUAAAUAAAAAAGACUGUCUGGUGUUACAGGGAAAAUAAAACUAGUUUGCCUGUGAAAUGUGCUAGAAUGUGAAUGAUUGUCCCCCACCCCCGCCUCCCCCAUGGUAGUAGUGUAUGGUAUUGCUAGAACAACUGUGAUACGUUCAGUGAUAGAAGCCGUUUUCUCUAUAUCAUGCAUGAACCAUGUCGGCGUAGUUCACUUGAAGGAGGGUGAAAGGGAGAAAAAGCCAUCCAUUUGAAAAAUACCAAACAAUUGUUCUUAAUUUUAUUUCAAUUGUCUUUUUUUCCUGCCAUUUUUUUUCUUUUCCUUUUAGUAUUUGUAAAAAAAAAAACAACUUUGUUUUUGCUCACAUGCCAAUCUGGACAUGGUACUAAUAUGCCGAGUCCUUGUCCAUUUUAACCAUAGUGAAGAAAAAGCUCCAAUGCUGCAAAAACAUAUUUAUUGUUGUUAUAAUGUAGCUUGUGUUUUGUAAAUGCACUAUAAUAUGGAGUUGCCUGAUUUUUGGUUUGGUGGUGUGGGUUCUUCUUGUCCUAGAUUUUGUGUUUCUGUUCAGUUAAAAGUAUUUUCAUGCUUCCUUGUGUAUUAUUGGAGGGUAACUUGAUUGUUUUGUGUUGCUUUUUUUUUCUUUUUGUCUGAAACCUCCAUCCAAAAAACUACAGAUGGAUGAAAAUGGAGGUUUGCUAGUUCACAUAGAAUGCUGUGAUUAAAGAUGCCUUAAGUAUUUAACAAUCAUUAUUUAUUACUAACUGUAGCUAGCUAGCUAUCGUGGUGGAAUAUUUAAUGUCUCUAUCUCAUAACUUUGCAAUUUAAUCAAUAUAUUUAUUUAAAAUAACACAAAAUAUAAAAAAAAGAAUACCUCAUUAUGCAUUGGUCGGUGGGGAUGCUUUUGCAUGCCGUCUGUGUUUUCUUUUUCAAAGGAGAAAAAAAGAAACCUGUUGAAAGAAAAAUUUCCUGGGUGGGAGGUUCCCAACACAUUUUCUAGCCAGCAUGGUGCUGUUGAUCUGGAUCACAUUCCAUUCAUAUCACCCCUUGAUUUGACUUUUUUGGUUUUUUAAAACACGAUCCCUGCUUUGAUCUAAAGCAGAUGACGGGGUACAACCCCCUUUUUGUCUUAGAAUGGCUCCGCAAUUUGCUUGCUUUUGAUGAUACUGCUUUACUUCCCAUAAUCAGUCAUAUUUGGGUUAAUUUGUGAUAAUCCUUUUGUUUUGACUAUUUUCAUGAAAUUCCAUCAUAUCUGGAUCUCAAUUCAGUGCUUGUUGUUUUAGGACCCACAUAAUGAGCUGUAUUAUUUGUCCUUAUGUAUUGCUGGCAAUUGCUUUGUGUGGGAAUUUGGGAAGUAUCUAACAUGCUAACUUGAGCCAUUGGUCUUAUUGAGCAAAUUUCUGGUGUACUGUGGUUAUACAAUAUAGAUAGUGUGUUUUACACCUGGGUAUAAUAAGCUAACUACGUUUUUGGUGUGCAUUUCUUAUUAAUACUCUACUAAUCCUGCAAAUUAUUAUAACAUGUAUUGGAUUGGAAUGACGCUGGCUGGUCUUACUAUUAUUUCAUUUCGUGCUCUCACUGGCCUUACCCCAUGUCCUCCACAGUGUACCGCAUUACUCCAGAGUGAACUGGACAGUAGCCAUAGUAUUAACUCAAGCUGAUGAACCGGAAUGAACAGUAGAACUUAAAGCACAAGCUUUUUAAUGCAUGUCCUUCUCAGGUUUUCCUAUGUGUAUGUGGGAGUAGCUCUGUAGAUGUGUUUAAUAUGAUGCUGUACCUUCUUGAAUAUUUCAGAUGUUUCUUUGCUGCUGAAAAAAUGUUGAUUAUUAACCUGCCAGUGAAAAAGGGAAGUGGCCAUCUUUGUACAACACACUGCUGUUUUGCUGUAACCGCGCAAUGUUUUAUGAUCUUGAGUAUUUUAUAGAAAAGUAGAAGUAUGUAUCAAUAAUAUGAAAGCAAUAGCUAAAUCAUAAUGAAGAAUAACAUGAUCAGUGAAUAUUGUGGAAAAUCUUUAGAUUCACUCUGGGUGGAUUUUGUACUGUAUUUAUUACUAAUGAUGAUGCAAAAAGUUGCAUAGCUUAACCCAAACUGUUCUGUCUCUUUUUUAUUUAUUGUCUUGUAUAUGAUCUUUUUGUAUGUGUUUUUCAAAUAAACUGCCUAAAACGCUGAGAACUAAA